This is a messenger RNA of Andrographis paniculata, 3416 nucleotides long. Its product is annotated as protein KINESIN LIGHT CHAIN-RELATED 2-like. NCBI's taxonomy places the organism in Eukaryota, Viridiplantae, Streptophyta, Magnoliopsida, Lamiales, Acanthaceae. The coding region runs from base 869 to 3052 and encodes 727 amino acids. Gene Ontology annotation, molecular function: protein binding. The record is from RefSeq and is a predicted model, not a curated record. The transcript has 3 exons.
ACUAUUAUAGUUCGAAUUUUUACCAUCUACAUUGUGGCCACUUACUAGUAUGUAAUCCAGAAAAAUAAGGAACAAUUAUUAAUUAAAUUUAGGUUGCGAACGGGGAUGGUCCUGGACCUGGACCUGGACUAUAAGAAGGCCGGGCCCUUGCAAGAUCGGAAGCCCUGGCUGCCAUGGCUUCAAUGGCGCGCGAUGAUGUUCGUUCAAGUGGACUGUCUCUGUCCGCCAUACUUUGAUGGUCUAGCAAAUAGCCAAAUAGCUAUAAACCAUCAGAUCACAACACAGCACAGCAGGCGUAUGAUUAUGAAGAAGAAGAAGUGAAGAAGGUUUUGGGGGCGGUUGCUAUGGCGGAAGAUCACAAGUCGUCCUCAUGCUUCAACAUUCUAACUUCUCUGCCCCCCACCUACACUUAACUCAACACUAUCCAUUCGUUCAUUCGUCUACCUACGUCUACGUUUGUCAUUUCUCGAAUCCUUCAAAUAAUUUGAUUCUCAGCCAUUCCUUUACUUUUUUUUCUAUAUUUGAUUCGAUUCCACUCGAACCUCCAAUAGAUUAAUCAUCCGAUCGAUUCUGCUCCUCCUACCCCAAACCUACGCCUACCCCUACCCCUACCCCUCCCCCUCCCUUCCUCUUUCUGUCUUUUCUGCCAAUUUCACCUCUGCCAUUUCUCUGCAUAUACAUAUAUAUAUAUAUAUAUAUAUUUAGGCGUGUCGGAGCAUUUGAAUAAGGAAAUUCGAGGGCGGGGACCUGGCCGGAGAUAUUAAAGCAUUCCUCGUGAAAGCGAAGGCUCUCAGAGCCAAUUUGAGGCAAUAGCAAGAGCACAUCCAAUUCCAAGGCUGUGUUGAGUUGAUUCUAACCUUGAAUUCCGAUGCCUGAAUUCAUCAUGGAUGGAUCCAAAUCCAAAUCCAAUGGUGAGAUUUUUUCCAAGGAUCAUGAACAACAGCAUUACAUCUUCUCCGAUAGGUCUCCUAGAAGUCCAUUGAGCACACACAGCGCACCUCCUUUGAGCACCGAGGCCAACUCUCUCGAUCUAGCCAUUGAUGGAGCAGUCGACACCUCAAUCGACCAGCUGUACAACAACAUAUGUGAGAUGCAGAGCUCCGAUCAGUCUCAAUCCAGGCGCAGCUUUCUGUCCUAUGGCGAAGAGUCGCGCAUCGAUUCUGAACUAAGGUUCCUUGUUGGAGGAGAUUACGAUAAUCUAAUGGAGGUUAAGAAGGAAGUUGUCUCUGAGCAUGGCAAUGGAGAAGAUAACCACAAACUUGAAUAUGCCAGUGAUGUUGUUGUUAAUCCUUCAAGCAAUAAGUCCAUGUCCCCGGCGCAGGCGAGAAAGUUUUCUACGAGUUUGAAAAGCAAAACAUUCGGCGGGAGGCCACCAAAUGGAAAGCAAACCAUCAAGGGUACGAAGAAGCUGAACACCAUUUCCUCAAUGAAGAUUGAGAAAAGUCCUCCACUUGCAGGUGCUAAAAUGCAGAAUGGAGGGGAUGACAAUCACGGCGAAACAGGGUAUCUCGGGCCGUAUCUACUGAAGCAGGCGAGGGACAUAAUAGUGUCGGGGGAUAACUAUCAGAAGGCUCUCGAACUGGCUCUCCGGGCAAUGAAAUCCUUCGAGGUUUCCUCAAGUGAAAAGUCGAGUUUAGAUUACGUUAUGUGUCUGCACAUUGUGGCCGCGCUUUACAGCCGUUUAGGGCGAUACGCCGACGCCAUCCCCAUUUUGGAAAGAUCGAUCGAUAUUCCAGUGAUGGAUUUGGGCCACAAUCACGCUCUUGCAAAGUUUGCAGGUUGCAUGCAGUUGGGGGAUACAUAUGCGAUGCUCGGGCAGAUCGAGAAUUCGUUGCUGUUCUACACUGCGGGUUUGGAGAUCCAGCGACAAGUGUUGGGAGAAAACGAUCCUCGAUUUGGCGAAACUUGCAGAUAUUUGGCUGAAACUCAUGUUCAAGCAAUACAGUUUGAUGAAGCAGAGAAGCUCUGUUUAAUGGCUCUUGAUAUCCAUAAAAAGAACGGCAUGUCGGCUUCUCCCGAGGAAGCUGCAGACCGAAGACUUCUCGGGCUGAUCUGUGAUUCGAAAGGGGAAUAUGAGAGGGCGCUCGAGCAUUAUGUUCUCGCCAGCAUGGCAAUGGCUGCCAACGGGCAGAACGAAGAUGUCGCCGCCAUAGACUGCAACAUUGGCGACGCGUAUUUAUCCUUGGCACGCUACGACGAGGCGAUUUUCGCGUAUCAGAAAGCUCUAAACAUGUUUAAGUCGUGCAAAGGAGAGAAUCAUCCCUCGGUUGCUUCGGUUUACGUUCGAUUGGCGGAUUUGUACAACAAGAUAGGGAAGUUCAGCGAGUCGAAAUCCUACUGUGAAAACGCUCUUCGAAUUUACAACAAGCCGAGCCCCGGAAGCCUUCCAGAGGAGAUUGCUAGUGGGUUGGUCGAUAUUUCAGCUAUAUACGAGUCGAUGAAUGACCCGGACCACGCGUUGCAGAUGCUUCAAAAGGCGGUAAAAGUGUAUGGCAAUGCACCAGGACAAGUGAGCAUAAUUGCAGGGAUUGAGGCUCAAAUGGGAGUCUUGCACUACAUUUUGGGAGAUUAUUCGGAGUCUUAUAAGUCUCUGAAGAAUGCGACAACGAGGUUUAGAUCGACGGGAGAGAAGAAAUCGGCUCUUUUCGGGAUUGCCCUUAAUCAGAUGGGGCUUUCUUGUGUGCAGCUGUUGAUGAUAAAUGAGGCUGCUGAUCUGUUUGAAGAAGCAAGAACCAUUCUUGAGGGCGAAUGUGGACCAUACCAUGCAGAUACAUUAGGGGUUUACAGCAAUCUUGCAGGAACAUAUGAUGCAAUGGGCAGGACUGGUGAUGCAGUGGAGAUAUUGGAAUAUGUAGUGGAGAUGAGGGAGGAGAAGUUGGGAACUGCAAAUCCAGAGGUGGAAGAUGAGAAGAGGAGGCUGAGUGUGCUGUUGAAGGAGACAGGAAUGGUGAGGACAAGAAAAUCAAGGUCAUUGGAGAAGCUGCUUGUCAAUAAUAAUAAUCAUAAUCAUGACAAGUUUAGGACUUAUGUUGAUGAUGAGGUUGAGGAGUAGGGUUCUUGAAUAUACAUACCAUAUUAUUUUACUUAUUUGUUCUUAUUAUUCUUUUUGUGAUUUUCUUUUGACUAGUUUGUUGGAUUGGUUGUGGUUUUGUUUUCUAUGGAAAGAGAUUAUUAAUAAUAAGGUGGAGAGAGAGAGAGAGAAGAGUGGGUAAUUAGGCAAUUCAUCAUAUGUAUGCACAUAAUGUGUAAAGUGAGGAAUUUGAAUGAGCUUUGGGUGGGUGUCAAGUGUCAAUUGUGUGUGUUGUGUUGUAUUGUGAUGUGAUGUUCCUUUGUCAACUACUAUUGUGUUUUUUUUUUUUUGUUGUGUACAAUGUUAAUGUAAUGUAAUGUGGCAGUGUUUUUCAUUUAGUUUAUUG